This is a messenger RNA of Clupea harengus (Atlantic herring), 396 nucleotides long. It is a transcript of the gene mark4a, whose product is annotated as serine/threonine-protein kinase MARK1-like. The record is from RefSeq and is a predicted model, not a curated record. Gene Ontology annotation, biological process: intracellular signal transduction; protein phosphorylation; microtubule cytoskeleton organization. NCBI's taxonomy places the organism in Eukaryota, Metazoa, Chordata, Actinopteri, Clupeiformes, Clupeidae. Gene Ontology annotation, molecular function: tau-protein kinase activity; ATP binding. The transcript has 2 exons. Gene Ontology annotation, cellular component: cytoplasm. The coding region runs from base 1 to 390 and encodes 129 amino acids.
AUGAGCAAUGAUGUUGGCCAUCUACCUGGGCAUUCGAAAGCGCCCGAGCCCCGGUGCGUCGGAGGCGGGGGCGGGCGUUGGUGGGGGGGGGAUGUGAGGGGCCGUGCGGCGGCGGCGGCGGCGCCCCCCCCCCGCGCCCCGGCCGAGGUGGUGCUGGCGGUGCGGGAGGCGGCGCGGGGCUGCGGUUGCCAGGUGCGACACACGGGGCCCUUCCUGUUGUGCUGCAGCCGGCAGGCCGAGGGCGGCGCCACCGUGGCCUUCCAGGCGGAGGUGUGCCAGCUGUCGGCCGGCGCAUCCGAGGCCAACGGCGUGCGCUACACCCGCCUGUGGGGGGCGCCGUUGGCCUUCCGCCACCUGGCCACGCAGAUCUCCAAGGAGGUGGAGCUCUGAGAGAGA